AUGUUGGCUAGGAUGGUGAUUAUAGAUGAACUACCUUUUAAAUUUGUGGAAAGGGAGGGAUUUUUGGAUUUUUGUCAGUUUAUGCAGCCACGGUUUGAAAUGCCAUCACGUAGAACUUUAACUAGAGACUGCCAUAAGCUUUUUUCAGAUGAGAAGAAAAGUUUGAAGGCAUACUUUGAAACUUUAUCCUCACGAAUUUGUCUCACCACUGAUGCUUGGACAUCCAUUCAAAAUCUGAAUUAUUUGUGUUUGACAGCUCACUUUAUUGAUGAUAAAUGGAAAUUGCACAAAAAGAUUUUAAGUUUCUGUCCUAUUACAAGUCAUGCGGGUGAAGUUAUUGGUCGGACAGUAGAAAAAUGCUUGCUUGAUUGGAAAAUUAGUAAAGUUUUGACUGUUACGGUAGACAAUGCUAGCUCAAAUGACACUUGUUUGCAAUAUUUGAGAAGAAGGCUUAUUAAUUGGAAAGGUACUGUCUUAAAUGGAGAAUACUUGCAUAUGAGAUGUGCUACCCAUGUUUUGAAUUUGACGGUUAGGGAGGGAUUGAAAGACUUGGAAGACUCUAUUGUUAGAAUUCGAUCAGCUGUGAGAUAUGUUAGGUCUUCACCUGCUAGAGCUCAAAGAUUCAAAUCUUGCAUAGAAAAAGAAAGAAUCGAAAGUAAAAGUCUUGUAUGCCUUGAUGUUGAAACUAGGUGGAACUCCACAUUUUUAAUGUUAGAGGCUGCUCUAAAAUUUCAAAAGGCAUUUGAGUUGCUAGAAACUGUGGAUAGCAAAUAUGUCGAAGAGUUAACUCCACAAAGUGAGAAUGAUACUCGUAGGAGUUCUAAGGUGAGGGGUGUGCCAACUGAAAUGGAUUGGGAGUAUGCAAAAGAUUUGUUGCCUUUUCUUCAAAUUUUUUAUGAUUCCACUGUGAAAAUGUCAGUCUCACGUUAUGUGACAGGAAAUGUAUAUAUGAAUGAAAUUUUUGGCAUUGGUGGUCUUCUUAAUUCAUUUCAAGAAAGUGAUGACUUUGGUUUGUCAACUAUGGCUGGGAAUAUGAAGAAAAAAUAUGAUAAAUAUUGGGGUAAUGUGGAAAGGAUUAACAUAUUGAUUCUGAUUGCUGUUGUUCUUGAUCCCCAGCAUAAACUAAGUUAUGUUCAAUGGGGCAAUUGA
Molecule: messenger RNA, 1149 nt
Organism: Coffea arabica (coffee)
Lineage: Eukaryota; Viridiplantae; Streptophyta; Magnoliopsida; Gentianales; Rubiaceae
Product: zinc finger BED domain-containing protein RICESLEEPER 2-like
Molecular function (GO): DNA binding
Source: RefSeq, a predicted model, not a curated record